This is a messenger RNA of Lactuca sativa (garden lettuce), 3758 nucleotides long. RefSeq names its product TMV resistance protein N. Gene Ontology annotation, molecular function: metal ion binding. Lineage: Eukaryota; Viridiplantae; Streptophyta; Magnoliopsida; Asterales; Asteraceae. The record is from RefSeq and is a predicted model, not a curated record.
AUGGAGCUCUUUUGCAAGCAUGCACCAUGUGGUCACAAACAUAAAAAAGAUUAUGAGCUGCUUUCAAAAAGUGUGGUUUCUUAUGCUGGUGGACUCCCAUUAGCACUUACAGUUCUUGGUUGUUUUCUAUGUGGAAAAGACAUUAAUGAGUGGAGGAGUGCAAUAGCCAGAUUGAAAGAGAUCCCAGAUACAAAUAUUGUGGAAAAGCUACAGAUCAGCUUUGAUGGACUUACACCGGUUGAGAAAGAGUUGUUUCUUGAUAUUGCAUGCUUCUUCAGAGGUCAGUAUAAAAAUGAAGGGAUAAUGGCAAUGCUUGAUGCUUGUGGUUUUUACCCUGUUAUAGGCAUAAAGGUGUUGUUAGAAAAGGCGCUCAUAACAAUUUCAGAUGGAAGGUUUGAUAUGCAUGAUCUGUUGCAAGAAAUGGGACGCUACAUUGUUAGAGGGGAACACCCUGAGAAUCCAGAAAAACAUAGUAGAGUUUGGAAGAAGGAAGAUGUUCUAAAAAUUUAUGCUAUGGAUGCGACGAAGGAACUUGACAUGGUUAAAGCAGUAAGAAUUGAAUGCAAUAGCUAUGAUCUAGUAGAACUUCCUUCGGUUGCAAACCUGAAAAACCUCCGGUGGAUUGAUUGGAGAGGUGAUCUUGCAAGUCCAUUUCCUACUAACUUUCCACCAAAGAACCUUUGUUGUCUGAUAUUGGAUGACAUCUCGCAGAAACGACUUUGGAGGGGUUAUAAGCAUCUUCCAAAUCUGAAGAUCUUGGAACUUGUUAGAUUGAAUAACCUAAUCAUGACACCAGAUUUUGAUAGAAUUCCAAAUCUUGAAAGACUCAUUCUUCGUGGAUGCCAGCGUUUAAAAAAGAUUCAUCCAUCGAUUGGAAACUUGGAAAGGCUCAUUUUCCUAUCUAUAGAGUUUUGUUCUGGUCUUAAGAUAUUUCCACCGAUUAAGCGACUAAAGAAACUCGAGACCCUUUCAUUAUCAGAUUGCCCCAAACUUUUUAAGCUCUUGGGGAUCCAACAGAAAAUGAACGGUCUACUGCAUCUUCAUUCAAAUAUUAGUGGGAAAGAAGUUGCAUCCUACAAAAAGUAUUCUUCAAACUUUGUCGUUACUUGUUGGACGUGUGGUGACACAAAAAUUAGAAACCCAGCAGAGGACCUGAUUGAUGUAGAAGAAUGUUGUUUAGAGGAGCCUUAUUUACCUCGCAAUAACAAUACAGUGUUACGGUUUUUUCCCAGAGGCUUAAGAAAGUUAAAUCUCCGGUACUGCAGUCUGGGAGAUAAAGACAUUGACUUUGCUGUUUGGGAGUUUCCCAACUUGGAAGAACUCAAUCUAAAAGGAAAUAAGUUUUCAAGAUUAAAUUUUAGUCGAUGGCGACUUCCUCAGCUCAAAUGGCUGGACGUGUCAUGGUGCCAAUUACUUGUAGAAUUGUGGGAUCUGCCAUCAAGUAUAGCUGUUGUUAUAGCGGAUAAUUGUUGGUCACUUGAAAGCUUUGGAGAUAUUUCAAACUGUAAGUGGUUGUGGAAAGUCUCAUUGUGUGGGUACAACAAACUUGGUCCACUUGUUGGUGACAUAUUACUAGACUCCAUGCUCCAGGGAAAUGCUCUUGAAGAUCACUUUAUCAGUGUCAAUCUUGGAUAUAAGAUGAUUCCAAGGGGGUUUGUUGGUAGGCUGUUUAAGGGGACAACAUUUACAUUGCGUCUUCCAUAUGAUUGGUACAAAGACUUUUGUGGGUUCUUAAUAUGCAUUGUUACCAAAGCAAGACAUCCGCAAAUAAAUAUAAUCAUCAGGCAGGAUGUGGAUGAAGAUAUUCUCUCCGUGCUUUGGCAAGAGUCUAGUGAAGCACCAGCAGAUCCUAAAUAUGAUGGAAGUGGGUCAAUCAUAGGAUAUGUUUCCUUUAGUUCACUGAGGCACACAACAUUAUUGAAUUCUUCAUACAAUAUGAUAUCAUUUUCAAUAGACGGAGGACAUCUGAGUGGCUUAGCAGCUAACAGUUAUGUUGGAGGUGAGCUCAUUCCUUGGGGAAGUAAAGGGGAUGAGGUGAAAACAACAAAUUGCUCAGAAUUUUGGGACAAGGAAAAUGAAGAUGGUUCAAACACAUUUAAAAUCCAACAACAUGAUUCAAAGUCUUCUGUUGAGAUCUUAUGGCGGCCUUACUACACACAGAAAGUGGUUGUCAAAGUGAAUGUACACGAUGAUAAAGGAAAGCGGAAGGUUUUGAAGGCAGUUUCCACCCUUUCAGGGGUCGAGUCCAUAGCUUUCAGCAUGAAAGAGAAGACACUGACUGUCACUGGGGACGUUGAUCCAGUUUUUAUCGUCGGAAAACUGAAAAAGUAUUGCCACACAGAGAUAGUGACCAUUGGAGCAGCCAAAGGUUGGUAGAAGCUUUCAGCAGGACCUUCAAUCCUGAAAUCGUACAAGAGUGUCACAAUGAUUGUGUUAUAUCUGAGCUCUUAGACUUGAGGGAGUGAUGUCAGCAAUACCCACUACAAAAAAUAUGUCAAUUAGUGACCAAAACGAAAUGGUCACUAACAAUAGAAUGAGUCGUCACUAAAUGAUUUAGUGACCAAAAUUUCGGUCGUCACUUUUCGUCACUAUAGGUCCGUCACAAAACCGAUUUAGUGACCAGAUAUAAAUGUGGUCACUAAACAGUGACUAAAAUAUAGUCGUCACUAAAUCUGUGACGACCCGCUUCGUCACUAAAUGUUGUCACUAAUCAAUGAAAGUCGUCACUAUUUUAUCUACUUAGUGUCCAAUAAAAGUUGUCACUGUUUUAUCUGAUUAGUGACCAUAGAAAGUGGUCACUGGUUUAUCUAAUUAGUGACUAUAACUGGUCGUCACUGAUUUAGCCUUUUAGACAAAAAAGGGUCAAUAAUUAAGAAAUUUUGAAAUAUUAAAUGUCAUUUUUAAAAUGAAAUAUAAUAAUAUCCAAUUAGACAAAAGAAAAGGCAAAUGCUAUAAAUGUUUAUAAUACAACAAUAACCAAAUAAAUCUUCAUAUAAGAACGGAUGAUUUCCCACCUAAAUUAUACAUGAAAUUAUAGAGCUGCUAACACUACAAAAGCAAAAUAGAAGUAAUCAAAUGAAAAGUUCCAUUUGUUGGGCAUCCUUAUGGAAUACUUUUCAGACUCCUGCAAAAUACAAUGAUAAAAUGGUCAUUUACCAAAUAGAAUGGUCAAAUAGUCAUUCAUUAAAUAGAAGGGUAAAAUGGUCAUGUAGUCAAAGGAGAGUAGGAUAUUGUUUCUUUUGUUGGUAAGCAUUGUUUCUAAAUAGAAGGGUAAAAUGAUCAUUUUCUCAAACAAGAGUAAGAUACUAUUUCUUUUGUGAGUAAUCAUUGUUUCUAAAUAGAAGGGUUAAACGAUCAUUUAAUCUAACAAAAUUAAGAUAUUGUUUCCUUGUUAGCAAGCAUUGUUUUUAAAUAGAAAGGUAAAAUGAUCAUUGGCCAAAGAGAAGGGUAAAAUGACCAUUUACUCAAGAAAGAGUUAGACACUACUUCUUUGUUAACAAGAAUCAUUUCUAAUUAGAUGGGUAAAAUGGUCAUUUACUCGGAUUCAGAUAGUUUAUUCUAGUACUGGAUACCCAUACACGACUUCAUGGGAAAAAAUCUAGUAAGCUAUCUAUAUAUGUGUCUCUUUUCUACUUAAUACAAAAAGUCAAGGAACAGAAAAGGGUAAAAUGAUCAUAUUAUAUGGUAGUAGGAAUAGAGGGUUGUUACCUUCAUAUAAGGUAAUGUAUUAUAGAUCAUAGCAAUUUCACUGAGAUGCU